Messenger RNA from Triticum aestivum (bread wheat), 3482 nucleotides. RefSeq names its product PLASMODESMATA CALLOSE-BINDING PROTEIN 5. The transcript has 3 exons. The coding region runs from base 146 to 535 and encodes 129 amino acids. The record is from RefSeq and is a predicted model, not a curated record. NCBI's taxonomy places the organism in Eukaryota, Viridiplantae, Streptophyta, Magnoliopsida, Poales, Poaceae.
GAAGCGAGGGCGAAAGCUCCUCGAGACGCGCCGUGCUCUCGCACAUUACGCUACGGCAGCACCCCACUUCACUCUGCUGUGCUUUCCCCGCCGAGCUGUUUCUUCCACUCAAGCCGCAACGGCGCCAUCCGCGUCCUCCAAUCCAAUGGUGGCAGCCUCGCCUCCCUCCUUCCAUCUCGCCCUCCUCCUCUUCGCAGCCCACGCGGCCGUCGGCAGCGCCGCGGGGGCGGUCGGGGUGAGCGGCGGCGGGCAGCUGUGGUGCGUGGCGAAGAACAACGCCGAGGACGGCGCGCUGCAGUCGGCCAUCGACUGGGCCUGCGGCCCCAACGGCGGCGCCGACUGCCGCGCCAUCCAGCAGGGCGGCGCCUGCUACGAGCCGCCCGACCUCCUGGCGCACGCCUCCUACGCCUUCAACGACUACUUCCUCCGAUCCGGCGGCGCCGCCAGCCCCGCCGCCUGCGACUUCUCCGGCGCCGCCGCGCUCAUCGGCCUCAACCCUAGUCGUGGGAACUGCGUGUUUCCUUCCAGGAACUGACUGUUUCAUUUCGAAAUGAUGAAGAACCUGUGUGUGUGCGCGCACGCGUGUGCAUGUGUGUGUGUGAGGGUCGUAUCUUGGAAGUGUAACGCACAUCAUUGUCAGAAGCAACUUGAGCUCAGUGCUAGAGAUGAACACCAAAAUCUGUAGAAAAUAUAACUUCUGCUAAGUGCCCUAUAGACAAAUACUGUAGUCAAUCUUGCAUCAGAAGGGCAGAUCGGAUGAUUCUAUUUCAGUUAUAUUUUGCAAGCAUCAACUAAUUGCCAGGUUUUACCAAAUCUCUGUAUCAGUAACUACAUGAAUGCAUGGCGUUUUGUGUGCCUGAGAUUAGACUCAGGACUAGGAUAAGCACUAGCUAAGAAAGUGUUCAUCUGAUCAUAGGACCUAAGCAUGAUGUUAGGGGCUGUUUGGUUUCAGCCCCCACCAGCCCUUCCAAAACGAGGGUGUGCCAACUUUUUGGCGAAGGAAAUCGCCGCCAACAACUUGCCCGCGUGCUGGUAUAGAAUUGCAAGGGCGUGCCAAAAUCUUGGCUGAGAUCCGAAAUUUUGGAUGUGAUCCAAACGCUUGCCAGCCUGUUGGUCAACGACCAAUAUUUUGGAAGGGCAGCCGUGGGCUGCCAUCCAAACAGCCCCUUAGUCUUUCAUUCUCCUUUCUCUUCCCGGAGUUCAUGUGAUGAUACCCUUUUAGUCUUUUACUGCUAGUAUGGUCAAGGCUAGUAAUGCGGUUUGUCUAACCAAUCAUUCUUCGUGAGUUAUGUAGUGCCGGUUCUUUCUUAGUUUUAAGGAUGUUACAUGAUGUUCAUAGAAACUAAUCAAGUACUCCCUCCGUUCACAAAAAUAAUAUGUUUUGGAUAUUUCAAUAAGGACUACAUACGAACUGAAAUGAGCGAACAAACAUACUAAAACGUAUCUAUGUACAUCUGAUUCAGAAAAAAAAGUUAGAACAUCUUAUAUUUUGUGAACGGGGGGAGUAUUAUUUUACUUCUCCAUUCAUCAUAUAUUAAUUUAGUGAGAGUGUGAGCGGGUUUCAAAUAUCAUUCGUGUUUAUCUGGUUGGUUUGUGACUUUGUGUCAUCCCUGAUUCUCCGGUGCAAAGUUUUAACUUUCAACUUGGCUCAUCACCAUGUCCAUUCCUGGCUCCGCCCUUGCACUAGUUGUUCGUCCACCAUUGUCAGAAUCAGGGCUCCGCAGACCCAGAGAAGGUUGGUUCGAACUCUGGGGCGUGUACGAAGGAUCUCGCUCCACAACGACGCACUGCUCGCCACACCCAAGGCUUGAUCUCACCGAGCGUGCGGAGUCGUAGAGAAGGAAUGAACACAUAGAUUUACCCAGGUUCGGGCCACCUUGCAGUGUAAUACCCUACUCCUGCUUUUGGUGGAUUGGCCUCACGAGGAGGUUGAGUAUGAACUAGUACAGUGGAUCAGCAGCCUCGCGAGGGCUCCGGUGAUGAGGAUGAAUCGACGCCUCUCUACGGUGGAGACUAGUCUAUAUUUAUAGUGGCCAUGGUCCUCUUCCCUCAUAGCUUAGGCGGGAAGGGAUUCCACAGCGACCAAUUUUGAAAGGGGACAGGAAGUACAUCUUAUCCUGACGAAAGAUGGUCUCCGCCUGCAAAGCUUCUAGCCAUGACGCCGCGGUGGGCUCGGUGAUGACAUCCGUCCUGCCGGGCUCAUGAUUGCGGUCUCGUUGCACCGGAAUGGAAACCUUUGGGGAAUCCCUCGGGAACCCGUGUGCGUCCUUGCCUCCUUAGCACAAAAGGGACUGCGCCCGCUGGCGCCCGCCUGGCCUUGGUCGUCAUGGCUCACGUCAUCGCGCGCCUCGUGAGGCGGGACGCUCGCAUAGAGAUCUCCGCUCCUCGGGAGGCAGCCUGGGGAGGCCGCUCCUCUGGAGGUCUUGGUGUCGUUCUCCUCACGGCCAGGGGCCCUCGCGAGGGUCUUGUUCUUGGGGUCUUGGAGCUAGGCCGUAUCGGGCCGUUGAUGAAGCCAUGCGCCGGGCCGCAGGCAGGCAGGUCUGGAUACCCCCGAUCCCAGAACGCCGACAACCAUGCUAGCAAGUAAAUAUCCUUCUAGCUCACAAGGUCAUGAUCUGUUUCAUCCAUGUUGAUGGUGUGGUCGAGGUAGUGGUGUAGCUUACUUAUUUUUUCUGUCACAAUGAAAUACUAAUUUAUCGCUUUCAUAUAUAUACACAUUGCUUAACCAUAUCACGCAUUGGAGGUUACCAACUAUUAAUUCGGCCACUAAAAUUGUUGGCUGUACAGUUCAGUAAUGGAAAUUAAAAAAUGAUCAACUUUAGGUCUAUUUGUUCUAUUGAAGGUUUGCGCUAAGAUGCAGUUUUGAUGAUCUGACAUCCUUCAUAUGAUUUUUAUAUCUUUGAUUGACUGAGAAUGAUCUAAGAUUGGCAUGCAUGUCUGCAUGUAGCUAUACACAUAGUUAGUUGACAGAUAAAUUUUACCAGUCAUAGGCAUCCACUAGAACAUUAAGGUGAGGUAUUAAUUGUAGCUCUGUAGCUAGACACUUACCCAAAGUUUUGAAGGUUCUUGCAAAGUGAUUAGCAUAUCUGUUACAUGGAAUGCAAGAAGCAAAUUUUAUAGAUUUAGCUCGUGGUUAUUGUGUUGUGCUUGUUUUGAAGCUUCUGCAGAAAAGAAGUUGUGAAAAAUUACUCUGUUUUGAUAAAUUAAAUUAAAUUAAGAUUAGAUUUUUCUUGAUCCGGUCGUCUUCUCACUAUAUCCCUUUUUGAAACUGGGUCAUGAAAAGAAGGCAGUUAGCCAAACACCCAAAUAUCUAAAAACAGCUUCACCGACAAGAUUAUCAUAACCAAGAGUCACGACAAUGCAGCCACUUUGCUUAUUUCAGUUCUUAGAAACUGAAUCAUAGAAAAUUCCUUUUUGAGCUACAUAUUGUUUAAUUUAAUAUGUCAAGUCUCUGCAGAACCAUUAACCCCAUACUUGUUCCA